AUGUCAAAGAACAAGACUUCAGGACACAAAGGUGCAUAUGGCUAUCAGAAGAAAGUGGAGCGGGAAGGUCGAAGCUGUGUGCGGUAUAAAUGUGGCCUGCUAAACACCAUCCAGGAAGUUCUCCGCCACAGACCAGGCUGGAUGGAAGUGAAGGAUGAGGGAGAGUGGGACUUCAACUGGUGUGAUGUGGGAUGGUUGAGAGAAAAUUUUGAUCAUUCCUACAUGGAGGAACAUGUAAGGAUAUGCCACUUUCGCAAUCAUUAUGAGCUUACCCGCAAAAACCUCAUGGUGAAAAAUUUGAAAAGGUAUCGCAAAAACCUCGAAAGGGAAGCUGGUCGCAUAGAAGCAACCAAGUGUGACUUUUUCCCCCGCACCUUUGAACUGCCCAGUGAGUAUCAUCUCUUUGUAGAGGAGUUCAAAAGAAGUCCUGGCAGCACCUGGAUCAUGAAACCGGUGGCAAGAUCUCAAGGAAAAGGUAUUUUCCUGUUCAGAAAACUAAAGGACAUCAUGGAUUGGAAAAAGGAUGGAACACGCUCAGAAGAUCAGAAAAAUGAAACUCAAGUGGAAAGCUACGUAGCACAGCGUUACAUAGAGAACCCCUACCUCAUUAGUGGCAGAAAAUUUGAUCUGAGAGUUUAUGUGCUGGUAACAUCAUAUAUCCCAUUAAAGGCCUGGUUAUAUAGAGAUGGCUUUGCCCGCUUCUCCAGCACCCGCUUCUCUCUCAGCAGUAUUGAUGACCAGUAUGUGCACCUCACUAAUGUAGCUGUUCAGAAAACAGCACCUGACUAUGAUCCUGAAAAGGGGUGUAAGUGGCAGAUGCAGCAGCUUCGUAGGUACCUGACUGCCAAGCAUGGGACAGACAGAGUGCAGACCCUGUUUAAGGACAUGGACAACAUUUUUGUCCGCAGUCUCCAGAGUGUACAAAAGGUCAUAAUUAAUGACAAGCACUGCUUUGAGCUCUACGGCUACGACAUUCUGCUGGACCAGGAGCUUAAACCGUGGCUAAUCGAAGUAAAUGCCUCUCCGUCACUCACAGCUAGUAGCCAAGAGGAUUAUGAGAUGAAGUGUCGGCUCCUGGAAGACACACUACAUAUAGUUGACAUGGAGGGAAGACUGACCGGCAGAGAGAAGAGAAUUGGUGGCUUUGACCUUAUGUGGAAUGGUGGAACGGUCUUCAAAGAAGAUGUCAAUCUUGAGACAAUGGGCAGUUCUUGUUUCACCACCAAUACUCAUUUAGGUUGUGUGAAUGACAGGGAGGAGCAGCUCCGACAGCUUCUAAAACCAUUUCCCAGCCAGAAGAGGAUAUGA
This is a messenger RNA of Lampris incognitus (smalleye Pacific opah), 1308 nucleotides long. It is a transcript of the gene ttll9, whose product is annotated as tubulin tyrosine ligase-like family, member 9. The coding region runs from base 1 to 1308 and encodes 435 amino acids. Gene Ontology annotation, molecular function: tubulin binding; tubulin-glutamic acid ligase activity. The transcript is spliced from 14 exons. Gene Ontology annotation, cellular component: cilium. The record is from RefSeq and is a predicted model, not a curated record. Lineage: Eukaryota; Metazoa; Chordata; Actinopteri; Lampriformes; Lampridae. Gene Ontology annotation, biological process: microtubule cytoskeleton organization; protein polyglutamylation.